AGCGUCAACAUAAUCCUUGGAGCACCUUCUUGGCAAUAAUUUGUGAAAAAAGCCAAAGAUCAACCCAGGUGGAAAGAAAGUGAGGGUGCAAUAAUCCUUACUGACGUGGAACUACUACUACAAUGAACGCAAGAGAGGUCACUUCUGAGUGCUUAAUCUAGGCAAGUAAAACGAGGGUAUCAGAGUUACCCUUGCUGCUCCCAUCUGAAUUUACUAUUGUUUCUGCAAUAUCUAGACACUGUUAAGUCGAAACUCUAUCACCAUAGGAGGCAAUGAUGAGAGGUUCAACAAAAAAGGCUAUAUGCUUGUUCUAUUUCAUGUUCAUUGCAGAACUUGGAGUUAGUCUAAAUUCCACAGGAUCUUGUGGGAACCACGGCCUCGACAUCCGAUUUCCAUUAUGGAUCAAGGACAGGCAGCCAGGACAGAGUGGCUAUCCUGGUUUUGAUCUGUCUUGUAAUGAGUUGGGCGAAAUAGUGCUGGAGCUGCCAGGUGCAGUGAAACUCUACAUAGAUAAGAUUGACUACAAAAAUCAAGUUAUUUAUGCAACAGAUCCCCAAGGUUGCCUUCGAAGCCAACACUCAAACUUCUAUUCGUCCGGGUUUCACAUACAGUUUAAGAUGUCCAAGGACAAUUCUACCAUCUUCAAUUGCUCUUUAAAUAAUGCAACAUCUCCGCUUAGGAUCGCUUGUCUCAGCACUCACCAAUAUGACGUUCUUGCCGUUGAUUCGGAACAAUCUAUUGAUGACAAUGAGUUAUUAUUAUCUUGUACCAAGAUGUACGACCUACCUGUUCAACGUGAUAUCCGCCUGUCUUGGUCCAAUCCCAAUUGUGUAGAUUGUGAAGAAACUGGAAAACAAUGUAGAUUGAGGGUAAAUCGCAGCUCUGAGCUUGAAACUGAAUGCUAUGGCUUGCCCAGACCAAAAAAAGCCUAUGAUAGCUUGAUUGAACUGACCGUACGAUACUCAGCACUACAACAUGCUUCAGAAAUGGGGAAAUCAUGCUAAGAGAAGUUGAAGAUAGAAAAACGAACAGUUUGUUACUCAAUAUAUAUUGCCCACCUAUGCAGUGUUUACGGUUCGAAUCAUCGAUGUAGCAUGCACAGCUUCCACACCUGCUAUUGUGCCAUGAAAGCUCAAACCCAUAUGCCAGCUGACUGUGAAUUUCCUUAAAGGACAUGUUCUUGUAAUCCUUGGCUGGCAAAAACGUCAUCCUCUCUAAGCUGCACAGUUCCAUCACAUCCGAGGCCUUCAUGCCACCAAUAUUCACAUAUGAAUGCGUUGAGAGGGAAGCAUUGGAAGAUUCCGCUCCAUUAAGGCAAGUACCAGUGUCUACGUACAGAGGAGAAUUCACUGGAUUUGCACAGUUUAUAAAAAUAAUCUUCUGCGAUAAUGAGAGACGCUUGAAAUCGGCAUCCCAUUUCGGCCCUGUCCUUUUGUAUUGAAACGAUGUAUAUGGAUUCAUGGAACUAUCCAGGUUUCCAUAUGUUAAAGAAAAGCUAGGAAGAGAAGAGCAAUCAUUUAAUUUAACACCAGCAUCAACCACUCGGAUUGUCAAGUUGUUGUUGUUGAUUGCCUGGACGUAGUGUUUUCGUGAGUCUAAAAACAAAACUGUGGAGGUAUUUUUUCUCGCAAUGGAGGGUAUAGGAAAGGUUUCCACAGUUUAAUGGAUCACUGUUUAGCCUAAAGGGGUACCUAAUAGUAUGGUUGCCACAUGAAGAAGGGGCACAGAGAUUGGUAUCAGUAUCAAAGCAGUUACUGUUUUGGAAGACUAGCAGCAGGAGGAGUAAGGCUAUGUAGCCAGCAAAGAGGAGCCUAGCCAUGGGUGGGGAAAGAGUGUGUAUUCCAUAAACAAUCCAUCAAGUCUUUAAAGACAACAGUUAGAGCAGUUAUAUUAAAUAAUAUAAAUCUUACCUUCUUAAUUUA
Populus nigra (black poplar) is the source of this 1922-nucleotide messenger RNA. Its product is annotated as putative RING-H2 finger protein ATL21A. Bases 273 to 1004 code for a protein of 243 amino acids. The record is from RefSeq and is a predicted model, not a curated record. Gene Ontology annotation, molecular function: polysaccharide binding. NCBI's taxonomy places the organism in Eukaryota, Viridiplantae, Streptophyta, Magnoliopsida, Malpighiales, Salicaceae. The transcript has 2 exons.